Adineta ricciae is the source of this 1314-nucleotide messenger RNA. NCBI's taxonomy places the organism in Eukaryota, Metazoa, Rotifera, Eurotatoria, Adinetida, Adinetidae. The record is from the annotation of a GenBank genome assembly.
AUGGCGUCAUCAGCAUCAUCUUCAAAUCGUCAGCGUAAACGAAAACGAGACAAAUCUUCAACAACUUUAAAUUCACAAUCAAACUCCACCCCUGAAAAAGUCCAUUUGAAAAAAUCUCAAAAAGAAAUGUUACGUCAUGAAACAGCUAAGAUCGUUCUCUGGAGACAACCCAUACGCACACUACAUUAUUGUAUACUUGAACUGCUUUAUCUGAGUCAUCUUAGUUUCAAACGUUUGAUAUCCUAUAGGAAAACGUUAUCUCUAUCAGUAGUAAUCGGUAUUCUUCUUCUGUUGAUUUAUAAUGUCGAAGGUCCGCAUCAAACAAGUAUUCAACUUGUGGAAAGUUUACUUUUAUCUGCAUUAUAUUGGCUCGGUCUUGGCAUUGCCUCGUCAGUUGGUCUUGGCACGGGCUUACACACAUUUCUCCUUUAUCUUGGUCCAUUUAUUGCUCAAGUUACCUUAGCAGCAUAUGAGUGUGGAUCAAUCAAAUUCCCUCGUCCACCUUACCCCAAUGAAAUCGUUUGCCCACCUACUACGAGUACAACAACGACAACACGAAUGUUAAUCAAUACAAACGAGACAAUUCUGACUGAUCUACUGGAAACCGGAACAAUCUCUUUCUGGAAAAUUCUAUGGAAAGUUAAACUAGAAGCUUUCUGUUGGGGCCUAGGUACGGCAUUCGGUGAAUUACCUCCGUACUUUAUGGCGCGUGCAGCACGUUUGGGAAAUACCGAUAUGGACGAUGACGAAGAAUUAGGUGACUUUGAACAAUUGCUGAAGACAGCGGAAACACAUAACUUAAAAAAUUUGACCUUAUUCGAACGUGCUCGUUACUUAAUCUUUCGUUUAAUCAAACGUAUCGGAUUUUUAGGCAUACUUUUAUGCGCAAGCAUUCCAAAUCCCUUGUUCGAUUUAGCUGGCAUCACAUGUGGCUAUUUUCUUAUCUCGUUUUGGACAUUCUUUUUAGCAACCAUUAUUGGCAAAGCAUUGAUUAAGAUGAGCAUUCAAACAGUAUUUAUCAUCUUUCUCUUCAGCGAACAUCAUGUGGAAAGAAUCAUUCGCUGGAUGAAACAUAUUCCAUAUUAUGGUCGACUGCUACAAACACCAUUUAAAGAUUGGCUACAGGAACAAAAGGGCAAGAUGCAUCGAAAGCCAGGCGAGAAUUUGACUGGUCAUGUGCAAAGAAUAUCCUUAUUGACUCGAAUAUUUAAUUUCUUUGUUGCUGGAAUGAUUAUAUAUUUUGUUGCUUCGAUUAUCAAUUCAUUAGCACAACGGUACUAUAAACGAACACAUACGGGAUUGAAACUGAUGUAA